AUGAAUAUUCACAAUAACUUGAAAGAUGAAAGUAAAACAAAUGAUUGUAAUGAUGAUGACAUUGAAGAACUUUCUGAGGAUGAUGCCAAUGAAGAUGCAAGAUUAUUUGACAUGGCGAAAUAUUUAGAUUCUACCAGUGAAUUAGAAUUUAAAGAAAUAUUGGUGUAA
Dentiscutata heterogama is the source of this 168-nucleotide messenger RNA. The record is from the annotation of a GenBank genome assembly. NCBI's taxonomy places the organism in Eukaryota, Fungi, Glomeromycota, Glomeromycetes, Diversisporales, Gigasporaceae.